This is a messenger RNA of Limulus polyphemus (Atlantic horseshoe crab), 860 nucleotides long. RefSeq lists its product as uncharacterized. The annotation marks the transcript as partial. NCBI's taxonomy places the organism in Eukaryota, Metazoa, Arthropoda, Merostomata, Xiphosura, Limulidae. The transcript has 4 exons. The record is from RefSeq and is a predicted model, not a curated record.
AUGGAUCCAUCAGGCAAUGGCUGCCGAAGAGACUGGGCUUUUGAGCGUGUCCGGGGCAAGGAACUAGUCGAUGCCGAUCAGCAGAAGGUCACGGUGGAGGCGAACACUCGCGAAGAAUGUGAAGCGGCCUGCCUCCAAAGCCAGAGCUUCGCGUGCCGGUCGGCGGAGUUUAACCACCAGCUCAGUGAAUGCAGGAUAAGUCCCCACAACAGGUUCUCAUCGUCGGAGGAGGGCGUUUCCCUCUCGAGUGCCCGAUUUGUGGUCGACUACUUGGAAAAUAAUUGCAUUAGAGAACCUCGAGGUUUCUGCAAUUUAAAGAUGCACCGACAACAGAUGGCGCUAGUAGCAGAUAACAUUAGGUUUGCUAUGAGUAUUGAUGAAUGCCAGCAGCAGUGUUUUCACAAUGAGGAUUUCAUAUGCAGAGCUUUCUCUUACGAUUCCCUGGCUCGGACAUGCGCAAUGAGUCAUCACACUCUACAAACUCCUCCAGAUGGCACUUUUGCUAGAUCUAAUACAAACGAUUUGAUAGAAAUUUCUACAUGUUUUGACGUAUUUGUCAACUGUGAGCCGAACAUGAUGAAAGCCAAGGUUGUGACAAAUUCAUUUUUCAAUGGAAAGAUCUACGCUAAAGAAAAGCCUAAAUCUUGUGUCCUUGAUGUAAGCCAGAGCUUAGAGUUUACCUUACCGAUCCUUCUGGCUGGAUCCGACUGUGGAACUGUCAAUGAGGAAGAAGGAAAGUUUUCCAACGUUUUAGUCAUACAGAGUAAUGACUACGUGGUGACGUCACAGGACAAAGCAGUUGGUGUACAGUGUUCUUACGACGUGGGAAAUAAAACUGGUGAAACUCAGGUCAAUGUGAC